Leptinotarsa decemlineata (Colorado potato beetle) is the source of this 923-nucleotide messenger RNA. RefSeq lists its product as uncharacterized. The record is from RefSeq and is a predicted model, not a curated record. NCBI's taxonomy places the organism in Eukaryota, Metazoa, Arthropoda, Insecta, Coleoptera, Chrysomelidae.
CCCAGACUCGAUUUGAACGAACAACAUCCAGUUGUAGUUCGUAAUUUGUACGAGUCAUUAGGUUUUAAAUUCGGGUUCUAGUUUCCAAUAUGAAGUGUUCCGUAUUUAUUUUGUUGCUAUUAGGGUUAUGUGCAGCAGAGAUACCAGAAAUUCCAGAAUUGGAUGAUUUGGAAGAUUUGAAAGAGAGAUGUGAUACAAAAGGUGGAACAGGUACUUUUGAAAAAGUUAAGGUUGCCAAAAAUGAAACUGAAACUUGCCUUAAGAAACUAAUCGAUGUUGAAAAAUUCAAAAAUGAAAUCGAGGAAGCCAAGAAGACUGGUUCGAUGGAUGAAGUUUUUGCAAAGUAUUGCAAUAAGAGAUCUGAAAUGGAAGCCUGUAUUAGGAAAACAUACAAUGCUUUAGAACCUUGUUUAGAAAGCAAUGAAAAGCAAGUCAUUAAUUUUACAGCUAACAUAUUGAAACAACUUGGUGACUUUGUUUGUGCUAAAGAUGGUGACAGACUCGCUAUGUUCGUAGCAGAAGGAGGAGUGACAUGCAUUAAAUCACGGUCUGAAGGUAUCAAGGACUGUUUGAAUCAAACACUCAAGUUCAACCCUGCAACUUUCUCUCCAGAAUCCAUGCACAGUUUCACCAUUGACAAAAAAAAAUGCGAUGAUAUAACUUCCAUUCAAAACUGCAUUGUCAAGGACUUAGAAGAAAAUUGCGAAGAAUCUACACCAGCUAACAUUAUUGAUGCACUGUUUCGUUUCGUGAAGAGGAGUGCUUGCAAAGACGUCAAAAGAAGAAGGAGUGUCAGUUUGAAAAGGCAACUGAGAAGUACAUUUUCAAAAACUCAAGAGAGUUUUGCAUCAAGCGACGUACUCAUCAAGCUGAGAGAUUUAUGUAAGAAAAAUGGUAAUGAAGGAUCUUUCGACAUGAUCAAA